Messenger RNA from Oryzias latipes (Japanese medaka), 3787 nucleotides. It is a transcript of the gene tra2b, whose product is annotated as transformer 2 beta homolog. The record is from RefSeq and is marked provisional. NCBI's taxonomy places the organism in Eukaryota, Metazoa, Chordata, Actinopteri, Beloniformes, Adrianichthyidae. Gene Ontology annotation, molecular function: RNA binding.
GCAGCCCAGCCGGCUAGAAUAGUGAAAAAAGAAAAGAAAAAAACACCUGCUAGUCUGGUGUAGUCAUUGUUCAUAAAAAUGAGCGAUAACAGCAAAGGCCGGGUACGUAUAAACUUUGUGACAAUUUUUAAAAACACGUUUAUUGCACGUAACUGAAUUAUUGUGUUUUGUUUGAACUGUCAAAAUUAACGUAUUAUCUUAAUCUUUAUUUUGUCUCUAUAAAUAACGUUCUCGAUUUCCUUGAAUACCUCAUCCCCCCGAGAAUUUCAUUGUAAAUGAUGUACAUGUUAUAUUUGAGUCGUUUAUCUUAUUAAUUGCUUAGCAAUAAACGUCAGUUUUAGCUAGCUAGUAGCUAACGCUAGCUUCUGAUUGAUAGCUAGGCCGCAGGCCCCACGAACGUUAAUUUAGUUAUAAUUUGGGCACGACUGCCCACUGAAAUGUAGAACGUUCCAAAAUUCAGAAUUGGUGUUUUAACUUUGUCCAAAUCUAAAUAGGUGCCAUGCUGCGCUUUGUUUUUGUUAGCUCGUGUACAAUCGUGCACCGAACUCAUAGAAUGUACUAGAUCAUUAACGUUCCUUCUGUGAAAUGUCAUAUAAUUUGUUGAAAAUGUGUUUUAUUUGAUAGUAUAUUGCAUAUUUACAUAACAGACAAUUCUCUGAGUGGGGUUAAUUUACAAGUAUAUAAUUACUGGCUGCCGCUAUGAGUUUUUUUCCGAUCAUGUGUUGGAAAUUUAUCGCUUGUCAAAGUAGGAAUUGAAGUUGAAAUCGAACGACCUGAAGAUGUCUCCCAGUUCUUUUGUAUUCACUUCCUCGUCAGCGCAGUCAAGUCAUGGUAAAACUGCGGCUUCAUUGAUUAGAGCUGCAAGGAGUUUUAAUAAAAUCAUACCUCCUUCAGCGGUGAGACCAUGCUCGCUGUUUAGUAACCACCAUGCGGUAAGGAAACCCCCAUCCAGCCUGCUGCUCAGUCACGGCAUGCUCAAAAUGAAAGCCAAAUUCCGUGCUGAUGGGCCUGGAUCUUGUCCUUAUUUUUUGGCUCAUUUCUCUAUUUAGGGCACCCCAAAUAAUCUUUUUUUUUUGUUUAAGUAAUUGUUUUUGGACAGAGAUGAUUUUAUUUUGUGAUUUUGGACAUUUUCUUUCAAUAGUUCACUGUUUUUUUAGUAUGGCUUACACGUUUUUAAAUGCUGCUGACAGAGGUUAAUACAAAAAGGGGCUUAAGUAUCUUGAGGUCGUUCUGCUUGUCCUAAAUCAAGCUUAACUUUAAACACAGUGUUUGAUUUGGUAAUGAACAUGAUUUAUUCACAUUCAGUGGUUUCAUAAUCAAAUGUGUGCAUUCAUUUGUUUUUAUUUGACUGAUUUUUAUUAAAAGUGAUAUUAAUAGUAAUGAAAUAAAGGAAAAAGUUGGAGAUAAAAUGUAGAACCACUGAAGGUGAAUUGUACGUUAAUUUGAACAUUUUUGAAAUAUCCCGAUUUAUGUCAUAACAUUCUUCUAAAUUCAAAGUUGCCGUUUCAAUUGUAGUCAUACAUAUUCUUCAUGCUUUUUCUUCCAUUAAGGUUAAGGUUGGACGAAGAAAAUGCAGAAGUCGUCUCAUGUCCACUUUAUUUUCAAAAAUGUGAAGCUCAGAUGUGUGAAGCUGAAUUGUUGAGUGCAUGCUAAAACAUGAGGAGGGAAGAAGUAUGGGCAAUGUGUGUGGAGGGGAGAAGAGAAGAUGUAAGGAAAUUGAAGAAAGAAGAAUAAUGUGAAGUAAUGAAGUUAAAGAAAAUGAAGUUAAGGAAGUAAUCUGGAUAAGGUCACUGCGCUAAGUAAUUUUUUUUUGGUCUUUUUUUGUCAAAUCCGUGCAUGUUCUUAUUUUUAACUAUACAGUGCCACACAUUAAUUUUAAUACUGGAAUUUUAAAAAUGACUUUUUAUUCUCUUACUAUUAUAGCACAUUUAUCAUAUUGAUGUAAAAAAUUUAAUUCAUUAUUUUUUUCUUUGUGGCUUAUAUAAUUUUUACCUUUAUUUCUAUGCAACAAUUUAAUUUUUUUUUUUUUCUAUAUUUUGCUUAAAAACUGUAUCAAUUUAUAUCAGUUAUUUUGACAUUUUCCAUUCCCCAUCACAUGUCUAAUAACACUAGUAUUGGUGUGUGUGUGGUUGGUUCAGGAGUCUCGCUCCGCAUCCAGGAGCUUGAGUCCGCGGGGUUCUGGGAAGUCGGCGAGCCGCUCGCCGGCUCGCUCACCCGCCCGUUCUAAAGAUGGCUCCCACCACUCCCGUUCCAAGUCUUGGUCUCGGUCUCGGUCCCGGUCCAGAUCAAAAUCUAGUUCGCAUUCCCACCGUAGCUCACGCAAACACUAUAGCCGUUCUCGGUCACGCUCCAAGUCAUAUCGGCGCAGAUCUCGCAGCAGGUCCUACAGUGGAGAACGUCGGAGAAGGAGCCAUAGUCGCUCACCCAUGUCUAACCGCCGCAGACACAUUGGCAACCGUGCCAAUCCUGACCCAAAUGCCUGCCUGGGAGUUUUUGGGCUGAGCUUGUACACUACAGAGAGGGAUCUGAAAGACGUCUUCUCUAAAUAUGGCCCUCUGGCAGAUGUCUCUAUAGUAUAUGACCAGCAGUCAAGGCGCUCCAGGGGUUUUGCAUUUGUUUACUUUGAAAACACACCUGAUGCUAAAGAGGCAAAAGAGAAAGCCAACGGCAUGGAGCUGGACGGUCGUAGGAUCAGGGUAGAUUUCUCCAUCACCAAAAGACCGCAUACCCCAACGCCUGGAAUCUAUAUGGGACGACCUACUUAUGGAGGAGGAGGAGGAGGAGGUCCUGGUGGUCCUCGACGGCACUCGCGAGACAAUGAUCGUGGAUACGAUCGUGGCUAUGACCGAGGCUACGAUCGCUAUGACGACAGAGAUGGCUAUAGAUCUUACAGGCGACGAUCUCCAUCACCAUACUACAGAGGAGCCUACAGGUCUAGAUCAAGGUCGCGCUCCUAUUCUCCCCGUCGAUAUUAAUGCUUUCUGGGAAGUAAUUGAUCUCAUGUCUUGGACAAAAACUAAUUUUUGUGAGUGAAAUAUGUUGAUAUUGCAGUUUUUUGUUUUGGUUUUUAUUUUAUUGCUUUAAGGGAUGGUUUUCCUUUUUUAUAUAUAUAAAUAAUUUGUUGAGCAUGUAUAUUUUGUUUGGUAGCUCAAGAACAGACACCUGCUGAGUGUGCUAAAAGUUUAAGAGGAAAAAGGACAACAAAAAAAGGCUUUUCUUGUCACAUAAAAGAUCUAUUCAAGACUGUGUGUUCUAUACUUUCAGUAUUGUCACCGGUUAACCAACAUUUGAAUCAGUUAGUUAUGUCUUUCUCUCUAAAUCAAAGAGUAGUUUUACCUUGCAGGACAGCAAUUCCUUGUCUCCAUCUACCUUUAUCGGCUAGUUUUUAUCAAUGUGGCUAAAUAUGCGUUGUAAUUAAACAUCUGAGUUCAGGGCAGUCCCAGGCAAGCCCCAAGUCUUAGGUGCAGUUCAGACUUUAGUAACAGGAGUUGUGGUACUUUAAAGAUGGCCUCCAGCAUCCAACAUUGGUUCUCUUGCCUGUAAGGCACAUAUGGAAAUCCUUAUGCCACAUCUUUAAUAGGAACUCAUGUAACUAUCCUUUUAGGAGAACCACUCUUCAGCUUCCAUAUGAAUGUGUUUAUUAGAAAAAAUCUGAUGUGAUUUGUGCAAGAGUCACCAUGGUUUUAAUUGUAUAGACAAGUUCCAUUGAUGUAAAUGUUUUUGUUGUAUAAAAACUCAGUGGACAAAAUGAUCCCUAAAGAGAUUAAAGACAAUACUUUUUUUCCAA